UCCUUUCCUUGUAUGACAAAAGCAAACACUCCUUACAUAAAACUGCUCUCCCCUUCAUAGUCUCUGUCCUUUCUCUCCCAUUCUCAAAUUAACGGAAGCACUCUCAGCAAUGGAUUUAGAGAAGAACAAGACUCUACCUGUCACUGAUCCCUCCAGCAAGCCAGAGAAGCUGCAAAAUGACUCUGUCAUGACCAGGAAAGGAGCUUAUGCUGCCAUUUCUUACAUGGCUAGUGCAGUUCUCUUGGUGAUGUUCAACAAAGCAGCGCUUUCUUCUUACAAUUUCCCGCAUGCAAAUGUUAUAACACUUUUUCAGAGUCUUUGUUCAUGUUCAUUUCUCUAUGCGAUGAGACGGUGGAAGAUCAUAUCGUUUAGAACUGCUGAAUCCAAUAGAAUUAAUAAUAACCCAGCAAGCUUUGUACCUUUUAAGACAUUGUUUCACACCCUUCCUCUGGCACUUUCAUACUUGCUUUACAUGCUGGUCACAAUGGAAUCUGUACGUGGCAUAAAUGUUCCCAUGUACACCACUCUUAGGAGAACUACUGUGGCCUUCACAAUGAUUGUGGAGUAUCUUCUUACUGGCAAGAGACAUUCCUUGCUUGUUAUUGGCAGUGUGGGGAUAAUUAUGCUUGGUGCAUUUAUUGCUGGAGCUCGAGACUUGUCAUUUGAUGCCUAUAGCUAUGGUAUUGUGUUCAUAGCGAAUAUCUGCACAGCAAUAUAUCUCGCUUCCAUAUCUCGAAUUGGUAAAUCUAGUGGCCUUAAUAGCUAUGGUCUUAUGUGGUGCAAUGGAAUAAUAUGUACGCCAAUCUUGCUUGUCUCAACAUCAAUAAGAGGAGACCUGAAAGCAAUGAUGAAUUUCCCCUUUCUAUUAUUCCCAGGAUUUCAGGUUGUGAUGCUUCUAUCCUGUAUCAUGGCUUUCUUAAUAAAUUAUUUUGUAUUUUUGAAUACAACACUGAAUUCAGCCCUCACACAGACAAUCUGUGGUAAUAUGAAGGAUCUUUUUACUAUUGGACUUGGCUGGAUACUUUUUGGUGGGCUUCCAUUUGAUGUGUUGAAUGUUAUUGGCCAGACUCUUGGUUUCUUCGGAUCCUGUUUGUAUGCUUACUGUAAACUCAAAGGGAAAUAAAUGGAAGAGCUGCUGCUAAUAUCUGCAUGCUGGAGCUGACAAAUUUUAAUUUUAAUAUAACAGACUUGAGAAAUCAGGCUGAACGUCUGGGGCAGAUAAUUUUCCUUUGUAGGACGCAGGCUGCUUUUGAAAUUUAUGAGAAGAACAAGUUGUGUAAGGCCCUUCAAUAUACUCAUGACAGGAGAGUGGUGGAUUUGAGUUAUACAUUAUUUAUUUUGUUUAAGCUGAUCUUAGAAAAAUAAAGAUUCAACGAUAGAAGAAGAAUAAUUGAUGCUUUCAGGAGUGGCAUAAUUUUGAUUUCAGUUGAGCUCUUUCUUGGGUCCUUUGUCUUUUGUCCUCAACUUUUGGUAGACAAUAGCCUUGAUGGUUUUCUUUUGGUCUGUAAAUAGAAUUAAACCCAUGAUUGAUCCCUACCCUCCCCGUCAAUGGAUGCUAGCACCAGUGUGCAACAAGGUCUUAAUUAGUUGAUUCUGCA
Messenger RNA from Hevea brasiliensis (rubber tree), 1598 nucleotides. RefSeq names its product UDP-N-acetylglucosamine transporter UGNT1. Gene Ontology annotation, cellular component: Golgi apparatus. Lineage: Eukaryota; Viridiplantae; Streptophyta; Magnoliopsida; Malpighiales; Euphorbiaceae. The transcript is spliced from 11 exons. Bases 110 to 1123 code for a protein of 337 amino acids. The record is from RefSeq and is a predicted model, not a curated record. Gene Ontology annotation, molecular function: GDP-fucose transmembrane transporter activity; antiporter activity.